CUUUGAGAUUUUACAUUUUCCAUGGAAAAUCAAACUGUGAUAAAAGAGUUUAUACUCUUGGGGCUUUCCAGUGAUCCACGACUACAGAUGAUUCUCUUCUUUGUGUUUCUGAUCAUAUAUGCCGCAACAUUAUUAGGAAACUCUGUCAUCAUAUUGGUAAUUAGGGCUGAGCCUAGCCUUCACACACCCAUGUUCUUCUUUCUCAGUCACCUAGCCUUUGUUGACAUUUGCUUCUCAUCUGUCACUGUCCCAAAGAUGCUGGAAAACUUUCUAAGACAAGAGAAAACCAUUUCUCUGGUGGGAUGCAUCACACAGAUCUUCUUCUUUUUCCAAUUUGGGUGUGUUGAAAGUUUUCUGCUUUCAACAAUGGCAUAUGACCGAUAUGUCGCUAUAUGUGACCCACUACAUUAUUCAACUACUAUAAAUAAACAAAAGUGCAGACAGUUGGUGGUGGGAAGCUGGGUAAUGGGUUUGUUGGAUGCUCUGAUCAACACAUUGCCUUUAAUGGAUUUGACUUUCUGUAGACACAGUGCAAUCAACCACUAUACUUGUGAACUUCCAUCAGUCCUAAGCUUAUCUUGCAGUGAAGCUUUGACCAAUUACAUGUUGAUACUUGCCUCUAGUUCUAUCUUUGGUUUUACACCCAUGCUCCUAACACUUGUGUCUUACUCUUUUAUAAUUUCAACUGUCUUGAAGAUUCGCUCAGCAAAAGGGAGGAGCAAAGCCUUCUCCACCUGCAGCUCACACCUUAUUGUGGUUUGUAUAUUUUAUAUUUCAGGGUUUUUCGGAUACAUGAAGUCAAGUUCCAAAUCUCUUACAGGUCUGGACAGAAUAACCUCUAUCCAGUAUCUUAUUUUAACUCCUAUGUUAAAUCCUCUCAUAUACAGCCUAAAAAACAGAGAAAUCAAAACUAUUAUUUGUAAAAGGUUUGGAGAGUUUAGGUACAGUGCACAGCUACUUUUAUGUAUAGAGGUAAAAAUGCAAAAUAUUUAA
This is a messenger RNA of Elgaria multicarinata webbii, 993 nucleotides long. Its product is annotated as olfactory receptor 5J3-like. The record is from RefSeq and is a predicted model, not a curated record. Gene Ontology annotation, molecular function: G protein-coupled receptor activity; olfactory receptor activity; odorant binding. The transcript has a single exon. Bases 22 to 993 code for a protein of 323 amino acids. Gene Ontology annotation, cellular component: membrane. NCBI's taxonomy places the organism in Eukaryota, Metazoa, Chordata, Lepidosauria, Squamata, Anguidae. Gene Ontology annotation, biological process: G protein-coupled receptor signaling pathway.